Molecule: messenger RNA, 790 nt
Organism: Drosophila miranda
Lineage: Eukaryota; Metazoa; Arthropoda; Insecta; Diptera; Drosophilidae
Exons: 4
Coding region: 123-449 (108 amino acids)
Biological process (GO): positive regulation of DNA-templated transcription
Cellular component (GO): nuclear body
Source: RefSeq, a predicted model, not a curated record
AAAAAUGGUAUUUACUGCGAAAACGUAAACAAUGAUUGUGACAAAAUUAACAAAAAACAAAAACAACAACAGAACAGCUCGGAAGGACAGCAGACCAAAUUUUCGAAAAACUUAUUAAUAAAAUGGAUUUAGUGCCAGAAAACUCCUCCAGUGCAAACAAGAGAACAACAGCAGGCGGCAGGGUGAAAUGGAGUGCCGCGCUUGAGAGCCUGCUGAUUGACAUAUGGCAGGAGAAAAUUGAAGAUUUGCGCGGACCACGCAAAAAUUCACAUGUGUACAUGGAGAUGGCCGAGUCCAUGAAGGAGGCUGGGCUUGAGCUUGGAUGGGGCGAGAUAAGGAAAAAGCUCGAGAACAUGACCAAAAAAUACAGGAUUGAAAAAAAUAAAAUUGGACCGAGCGGCGGUGCUCCAUCUGGGUGGCAACAUCAUUUCUGGGGUGCUACCGGAUAAACAACAUGGAGCAGAGCACAUUGGACAACGACAAUCCUGAUGAGUACUUUUCGGAUAUUAUUGAGAUGGACCUGGACGGAUCUUGUAGCUCCAGCACCUUGUCUGGGCGUCCGUCAAAGAAAAAGAAAAAGACCGACAUUUCGUGGCUUGCAGAGAUCGCCCGGGAACGUCUCGAAGAACAGAAGGACCACCACAGAAAGAAGGAAGAGCACGACGUGAGGCAGGAGAAGAUGGUGCAGGACCUAAUCAGCACACAAACGAAAUUUCAAAAUGAUCUGUUGGAAGUGCUAAAAAAUAGAAACAAAUAAUAAUAAAUAAUAAAAAAAUAAGUUUUUAAUUUU